Molecule: messenger RNA, 834 nt
Organism: Microdochium trichocladiopsis
Lineage: Eukaryota; Fungi; Ascomycota; Sordariomycetes; Xylariales; Microdochiaceae
Exons: 1
Coding region: 141-770 (209 amino acids)
Source: RefSeq, a predicted model, not a curated record
CAUCCAACAGACCCAAACCAAACAAUCUUUCAUUUCUUCAGAGUUGAUCUCAUUCUUAACACGAGUUGAUCUCGUCUAAGCUUUUUACUCUUAUAAUCUUUCCAUCCAAGAUACCCAUUUCUUUCCGAUCAAUCGCCAAGAUGAAGUUCAACGUUUUCCUCAUUGCCGCUCUGGCCGCCACCACCUCUGCUCUGGCUAUCCCUAGCAACUCAGAGUCUGGACUGGUCCUUCGUCAGAACCAGAACAACAACAAUAACAACAACCAGCAGAACAACCAGAACAAUGGCAACCAGAACAACCAGAACAAUGGCAACCAGAACAACCAGAACAAUGGCAACCAGAACAACCAGAACAAUGGCAACCAGCAAAACAACAACCAGCAGCAGAAUAACAACAACAACAACCAAAACAAUAACAACAACAACAACAACGGCGGUGCUACUGCUGGUGAUGCUGCUGCGGGUGAUGCUGCUGGAGGAGCCGCCGACUUUGGCAGCUGCACACCCACUAUGGACUUCCAGCUCGGCCGCGCUGGCCGGAAGGCGACCGAGGGCACCUUCCUGCCUACGGACGCCAAGGUGGCCCAGGGCCAGCAGGACGCGCUGAACCCCAACAUCAUCACCAACCGCAUCUGCGACCAGCUCACCAACGUCUGCGGCGCCAACGCCGCGGCCAAGGCGCAGUGCCAGGCUGCCAAGGCGCAGGUUGCCGCGCUGGGCACCAAGGAUGCCAGCACUGCUGCUGCUUUCAACCAGGCUUUGGGCUUUUAAGCAAGUUGUUGUAGUGUAGUUACAAGCACAGUCUUAAAAUAAUAUCAUGCCUUGAAUGAAAUGC